GUUUCAGUCAGAAGUCCAGCUUUGUGAAACACCAGAGGACUCACAGGAGAGAAACCCAUUCAAAGUCCAAGAGUAACCAGAGGACUCACACAGGAGAGAAACCCUUUGAAUGUCCUGAUUAUGUGAAAGUUUCAUUAGAAAUCACCAAUUUCAGUCACAAUUCCAGUCUGGAGAUACAUCAGUGGAUUCACUCCAGGGAUAAACUGUAUGAGUGUACAAAUUGUGGGAAAAGAAAUUGCCACAUGAUGAGAAACCAGGGGACUCACACAGGAGAGAAACCCUUUGAAUGUUUUCUAUGUGGGAAACAUUUCAGUAAGAAUUCCCAUUUCAUGAGACACCAAAGGACUCACACAGGAGAGAAAGUGUAUGAGUGUCCUGUUUGUAACAAACGUUUCAAUCAGAAUUACAACCUCACGAGACAUCAGAGGACUCACAGAGGAGAGAAACCCUUUGAGUGUCCUAUUUGUGGGAAAAGUUUCAGAGAGAAACCUGAUUGUGGGAAAACUUUCAGUGAGAAAUUCAAGCUGGUGAUGAUACACCAGAGGAGUCACAUGGGAGAGAAACUAUACCAGUGUCUGAAUUGUGGGAAAAGUUUCAUUCAGAAUUCCACCCUGGUGGUACACCAGAGGACUCACACAGAAGAGAAACACUUUGAAUGUCCCGAUUGUGGGAAAGGUUUCAGUCAUAAGUCCACCCUGGUGAAUCACCAGAGUACUCACACAGGAGAGAAACCCUAUGAAUUUCCCGAUUGUGAGAAAAGUUUCAGUUAUAAUUCCAGCCAUGUGAAACACCAGAAGACUCACACAGGAGAGAAACCCUUUGAAUGUCCUGAUUGUGGCAAAUGUUUUGUUCAGAAUUUCACCCUGGUGGUACACCAGAGGACUCACAGAGGAGAGAAACCUUUGAAUAGGACUCACACAGGAGAGAAAUUAGGACUCACAGGAGAGAAAUUGUAUCAGUGUCAGGAUUGUUGGAAAAGUUUCAGUCAUAAGUCCAACCUGGUGAAAUGCCAGAGGACUCACAGGAGAGAAAAACUUUUCAAAUAUCCA
Molecule: messenger RNA, 1049 nt
Organism: Protobothrops mucrosquamatus (brown spotted pit viper)
Lineage: Eukaryota; Metazoa; Chordata; Lepidosauria; Squamata; Viperidae
Product: zinc finger protein 33B-like
Exons: 6
Source: RefSeq, a predicted model, not a curated record